AGCAUUUUCCAUCAUGAGGCCUUUGGAGAUUUGAGACACUUUCUUAAUGCCUGUAUGUACGUAUAAUGAAGUGAGAUGUCCUGAGUUCAGAUAUCACCUCAGAUAUUACCUGUGUGACCUUAACUGAACUGACCCGCAGUUUCUUCAUCUGUAAAAUGGGGGGGAUUGUACUAGAUGGACAACACAGUCCCUUCCAGCUGUAGAUUUAUGAUCCUAGGUAUAAGCAGGGAUGGGGAGGCAUGGGGAUGUCCUUUCAUCCAUAUAGGGAACUCCCAGAACCAUCAUAGCUGGUCUGAGCUUUUUUGUAUCUUAGUGUUACAGUUGUUGAGAGGAUCAAUUGAGGUAAUAUUUCCAAAGUGUUUAGAGAAGCACACAGUAGGCGCUAUGUACUUCCUUUUCCUCCCCAACUCUGGUGGCCCAGGGUCACGUAGUCAGUAGCGCGAGUUGAUUCUAAGGUGUGUACGGUUUACAAGAGCUCUCCCUCCCACAUGCAUUACCUCCCCAAAUAGCAUACACCAGGUAGCGCAGGGAAGGGGGAAGGAAUGCCCUGCUCUGAUUGGCUCCCAGAAGAGACGGCCUGCCGUAAGGUACUGGGCCGGAAGCCAGAGGACCCAGUUCUAAACCCGGCUGUUCCUCCGCCUCUCACUUGGAAAACUGGGCCUCACUGUCUCUGUGAAGUGUGGGGGCUUGUGGUGGGAGAUCUCAGACACUCCUCUUCUGGCUCUACCUAGAAUCCUGUGACUAAAGAUAUUCAGUCACCCAAGUCGAAAGUUACUGACUCUCCAGGAAGUUGAGUCGCUCAGGACGGCCCCUAAGAUUCCAUCUGACAAAUGCUUGUGGCCUGACACUGGGGAAGCCGCGCCCAGCCCAGGCACGGGCAACGGCAGUGGCACGGGCCAGCGGACUAUUCCCCACCGAGGUAUGGAGAGGCCGGCGCCCCUGGCCGUGCUGCCCUUCUCGGACCCGGCGCACGCCCUGAGCCUGCUCCGGGGGCUGAGCCAGCUGCGCGCCGAGCGCAAGUUCCUGGACGUGACCCUGGAGGCGGCGGGAGGGCGCGACUUCCCCGCGCACCGGGCGGUGCUGGCGGCGGCCAGCCCCUACUUCCGCGCCAUGUUCGCGGGCCAGCUGCGGGAGAGCCGCGCCGAGCGAGUGCGGCUCCACGGCGUGCCUCCCGACAUGCUGCAGCUGCUGCUGGACUUCAGCUACACGGGCCGGGUGGCGGUGAGCGGCGACAACGCCGAGCCGCUGCUGCGCGCCGCCGACCUGCUGCAGUUCCCAGCCGUGAAGGAGGCGUGCGGGGCCUUCCUGCAGCAGCAGCUCGACCUCACCAACUGUCUGGACAUGCAGGACUUCGCCGAGGCCUUCAGCUGCGCGGGGCUGGCGGGCGCGGCGCAGCGCUUCAUCCUGCGCCACGUGGGCGAGCUGGGCGCCGAGCAGCUGGAGCGCCUGCCCCUGGCGCGCCUGCUGCGCUACCUGCGCGACGACGGGCUCUGUGUGCCCAAGGAGGAGGCCGCCUACCAGCUGGCGCUGCGCUGGGUGCGGGCGGACCUGCCGCGCCGCGCCGCGCACUGGCCGCAGCUGUUGGAGGCCGUGCGCCUGCCCUUCGUGCGCCGCUUCUACCUGCUGGCGCACGUGGAGGCCGAGCCGCUCGUGGCGCGCUGCCCGCCCUGCCUGCGCCUGCUGCGCGAGGCCCGCGACUUCCAGGCUGCGCGCUACGACCGCCACGACCGCGGGCCCUGCCCCCGCAUGCGCCCGCGCCCCUCCACCGGCCUCGCCGAGAUCCUCGUGCUCGUGGGCGGCUGCGACCAGGACUGCGACGAGCUGGUCACCGUGGACUGCUACAAUCCGCAGACCGGCCAGUGGCGCUACUUGGCCGAGUUCCCCGACCACCUGGGCGGGGGCUAUAGCAUCGUGGCGCUGGGCAACGACAUUUACGUCACGGGCGGCUCUGACGGCUCCCGGCUCUACGACUGCGUCUGGAGGUACAACUCGAGCGUGAACGAGUGGACGGAGGUGUCGCCCAUGCUGAAGGCCCGAGAGUACCACAGCUCCACGGUCCUGGACGGGCUGCUGUACGUCGUCGCCUCGGACAGCACGGAGCGCUACGACCACACCACCGACACCUGGGAGGCCCUGCAGCCCAUGCCCUACCCCAUGGACAACUGCUCCACCACGGCCUGCCGUGGCAAGCUCUUCGCCAUCGGCUCGCUGGCGGGCAAGGAGACCAUGGUGAUUCAGUGCUACGACCCAGACACCGAUCUGUGGUCCCUGGUCAACUGUGGCCAGCUGCCGCCCUGGUCUUUUGCACCCAAGACAGUGACCCUGAAUGGGCUCAUGUACUUUGUGAGAGAUGAUUCUGCUGAAGUUGAUGUGUAUGACCCCAUGAAGAAUGAAUGGGAUAAGAUCCCUUCUAUGAACCAGGUAAACUUGGAAAUGGGGGGGGGUGUUUCUCUGUCCUCUCUAAGAGGAUGGACGCACUGGGCACAGAGUCCGCUCCUGUCCUCUUGGAUGUCCAUGCUGGUACUGUUGAGUCUCUGGCCAGCUUUUCUUCAUCAGGCCAAGGGUGGGGAGACGUAGUUGUCAGGGGAGA
Vombatus ursinus (common wombat) is the source of this 2590-nucleotide messenger RNA. RefSeq names its product kelch like family member 21 (gene KLHL21). NCBI's taxonomy places the organism in Eukaryota, Metazoa, Chordata, Mammalia, Diprotodontia, Vombatidae. Bases 922 to 2577 code for a protein of 551 amino acids. Gene Ontology annotation, biological process: protein ubiquitination. The transcript is spliced from 4 exons. Gene Ontology annotation, molecular function: protein binding. The record is from RefSeq and is a predicted model, not a curated record.